UCGUGUGCGUCAGUUUGGUUUUCCUCACGUGCACCACCAGACGCCGCCUCUUCUUGCGCCUCCAACGCAGCCCUUGACUCGUCAAGCACAAUGGUGACGUUGGGUGCAGCAGUUGCUGGCGCUGUUGGUGUCAGCGGCGGUUUUGCGCUCGCCCUCGGGGGGUGGUCCAGCACGUCUCUUGGCGCGAAAUCGCUCUUUGUGUCCGUGCAAUUACUCGCAUGCUUUGCCAUGGGGUUCAUUGCGAGCUACAUGAUCAUGGACAACCUGGCAUCUGUCGCGGAAGUCUUACGCAUUGGCAUUGCCGCUGGUGUCGGGGGUGGCCUUGCGCUGCUCAUCGUGUUCGCCACGUCGUUGGGCCCGUUCGUGCUCAUCUCGCUCUCGGGUGCCAUCCUUGCCCCGUGGCUCCUCGUUUUGGAUCGGUACACCGGCAAGGUGUUUCUAGGCCAGCCCAGCUUUGCCAAGCAGGAGUUUCUAGUCGCGUUUGUGAUUAUUUUCUUCCUCCUGUUCGUGUCGAGCUCCAAGUCGGUGGACCUGGAGACCCACCGUUUUAAGUACCUUGUCAUGAGCGCCAUCCUGGGCGGUUGGUUGUUUUCGGACGCUGUUUCCCGCUUGGCGUUCCCCACCCACGUCCCGCUCUCAACACUCCUCUUUGGCAGCAUCGGAGUGUCCCAAAAACCUGACUUGCCUGACCUGAGCGGCGACAACAAGCUUCUCAUGUUUGUCAUUUGGGGCGGCGUGUCCCUGGUCGGCAUGAUCAACCAACUCGCCAUGCGGUGGGGCCUCUUCUGCUACAACAAAGUCGGCGGCCAUCUCCCGCUCAACGGCGUGUUGCAAGAAGAACUGCCGGAAUUGCCGGUCGGCGCGGCCGCAUCGGCCAUGGUCGCCAACAACCGCAUUGUGUGCGAAAACUGCUUUGCGACCGUCCCCCCCGCCACGGCGUUCUGCACCGAGUGCGGCGAAUCAAUCGCGACCGAUGCCCAAGGCGACCCAAAUGUGUCCAUUUCGACUUCUCAGCAUCCAUCCGUGGCCGUCGGCGCGGACGGCAAGACCCCCGAGCGGUGGCAACAAGUCCCGAACCGCGCAUUUAUGGCGUCCACGUCGUUUGUCGACCCCAAGAAAAUGACCGAGAAGACCGCGGAAGCGCGAUCGAUUCGAUUCAUGGACCAAGGGGAAGGCGGUGCCGCGGGCGGCAAGAGCCCGUACGAGUCGUCGUUCCGGUCGUUUGCCAUGAGCACGUUUUCGAUUGCAGGGCGAGCGGCCGAGCCGGUACAGACGCCCAACAUUCGCAAGUACAAGAUGUCCGGUGGCGGGUUUUUCCACAUUGUGUACUUUUUGUCUGCGAUCACGGGCGUCGUGUGGCUUGUGUUUUUGAUCACGUUUUACCCGCGCGAGUCGCCGUGCAAUCGCACGCAGCCGCAUCUGGGGUGCUCUCUCAUUGAGGACAGCAUCAAGCAAAUGAAUGGAUGCUACCCAAGCACGGAAGAAAAGAACGUCGACUUGGCGACGAACGAACCGUACUGCAUCAAGCCGACCCCCGCCGGCGUUUGGUUUUGCUACAUCAUUUUUGUCGGGUCCGAGUACCUCAACUUUUUCCUCGGUCUCCUCUUCAACUUCUCCAUGUGGCGCCCCGUUCGCCGCGGCGCGCGGUACCUCAACGACUUCAAGCCUCCGCUUCCCAAGGAACAGUGGCCGAAUGUCGACAUCUUCCUCUGCCAUUAUUCAGAGCCCGUCGUUGACACGAUGAAGACGCUCAAGAACUGCUUGGCGAUGCAAUACCCGCCCGAACUCCUCCGCAUCUGGCUCUGCGAUGACGGGUACACCAAGUCGGUUUGGGAUGCCAACAACCACUUCAAAGUGACUGUGAACACGAAGAACAUCCAGUUCUGCGGCGACUUGCGCGGGGAUGUCGCGCGGUUGAUGCACGAACGCGUCGUGGGGCCUGUCCCGGACGACAACGCACUCAAGGCGUGGCGUCGCCAGCACUCGAGCGUGCGAGAGAUCAAAGGCUCCGGUGACAAGGGCAUUCAGCGCCGCGAUUGCGCUGUCGGAUCGCUGAGCGACGACUACGAUUACCGCGACCGUGGCCUGCCGCGUGUGACGUUUGUUGGUCGCAUGAAACCGGAGACACACCAUGCCAAGGCCGGUAACAUCAACAACAUUCUGUUCAACGAAGGCGCGGACGGCAAGUACAUUUUGAUUCUCGAUAACGACAUGAAGCCCCACCCCAAGUUUCUCUUGGCGGUGCUGCCGUUCUUCUUCUCGGAAGGCGAAGCGGUUGACGGCGGCGGACGCCAGUACUCGGACGACAUUUCGUGGAACCAAGUGGCGUAUGUGCAAACGCCGCAGUACUUUGAGGACACGCCGCAACUGACGGAAAUGGGCGAUCCGUGCGGACACAAGAACACGAUCUUUUUCGACGCUGUGCAGUGCGGUCGUGAUGGGUUUGAUUCGGCAGCUUUUGCCGGGACCAACGCGGUCUUUCGUCGGCAAGCAUUUGACUCGAUUGGCGGCAUCCAGUACGGGACCCAAACCGAAGAUGCGUACACUGGCAACAUCCUGCACACUGCCGGGUGGGACUCGGUCUACUUUCGCAAGGACUUUGAAGGCGACGCCAAGGACCGCAUCCGUUUGUGUGAAGGUGCCAUUCCUGAGACCGUUGCGGCUUCGUUGGGCCAACGCAAGCGUUGGGCGAUGGGUGCUGUGCAAAUUUUGCUCAUGAAAGGGGAAUCCGAAGUCGAUCCGGACUGGCGCCCGCCGCGCGUGGCAGCGCCGGACCCGAAACCGUCGCUCGACUUUCCUCGCAAGUUGUUCUUCUACGACUCGGUCUUGUACCCGUUUGGGUCGAUUCCUGCGCUGUGCUACGUCUUCAUUGCCAUUUACUACUUGAACACUGGGGACGCGCCGAUCUACACCCAAGGCAACUUGCUCUUGUACACGUUUUUGCCGCUCAUGUUGUCCCGAUGGAUGCUCAACUUGCUCGCGAACCGCAGUGUCGACUCAAACGACGUGUGGCGCGCUCAGCAGACGUGGUUUUCGUACUCGUUCAUCACGGCGUUGGCUAUUGGCGAAGCAGUACGCUGGCGCUUGACGGGUGUCAUUUCCGCGUGGGCGAACACGGGUGCCGGGCAAAAGACGUCGUGGACGGAAAUCCCCAACGUUCUCAUGUACUUUACGUUGAUCGUGUCGGAAUUCAUCGCCUUGAUUCGGUUCUUCCAGUACGAAAACGCAACGAGUCCGUGGAACUACGUGUCGGCCAUGUUUUUUGGGUUCUGGAUCAUGAGCAACUUGUACCCGAUGGUCAAGAUGAGCAUCUCGACGUACGCCGGGUGGGAUCACACGAGCGCGACGUUCACGGCAAACGUGUUUGGGUCGCUCCUGCUCGUCGGGAUCGUCGUCUUUGUCCAGUACUGGCAAAUGUACUUCGAGAUCAACAUGUUGCAUGCCACGGGCCAGGUCGCGGCCGGCACUGGCGUCUAAGUUAUCCGCCCGAGAGUGCAAGCACCGGUUGCAUCCUUCGUCACAAUAUAAGCUCCUGCAUACUUUUGUUCAUUCCUGCGCGUGUUCCUCGGAUAACAACAGAGAAUGCAUGUGACACGACGG
Aphanomyces invadans is the source of this 3600-nucleotide messenger RNA. RefSeq lists its product as hypothetical. The coding region runs from base 91 to 3477 and encodes 1128 amino acids. Gene Ontology annotation, biological process: cellulose biosynthetic process. Gene Ontology annotation, molecular function: cellulose synthase (UDP-forming) activity. Lineage: Eukaryota; Oomycota; Saprolegniomycetes; Saprolegniales; Verrucalvaceae. Gene Ontology annotation, cellular component: membrane. The transcript has 2 exons. The record is from RefSeq and is a predicted model, not a curated record.